UAAUUUAUGUAGUUUGAAAAGAAACUGUGGUCAAUUGUGCUUGAAGUUGUAUUUGAAGGAAAAAUGUGACGGAGCUGUUAUUUUUUUUUUUAUUUAAACCUUUGUACAGUGGGCCUUGGUGACUCACGUGAUUUCAUGGCCAUUGUCCUGUAUGGUGGAUUCAUCCGUGUCGUCAUAUCAUUAGGAGACCAGCCUUUGACAUUAACAGUUGCACGUGGCCCUCGACUGGAUGAUGGUGACUGGCAUCACGUCGAAGUGCGCCAGGAGCUGAAGACUAUUACGGUAACAGUUGACUACUGCAGGAACGCACGCAUGAUACAACUAGGUGAUGAGCUGGUGGAAGAUGAAAGCGAGUGCAAAAUAUCAGGAAACAUCAGAGGAACAAGCUAUUACCUGAACAGUCUCUGGCCACUACAGAUCGGAGGUGUCGAGAAUCCACAAAUUAAGUAUCCGGAACUUAACUACACGGGCUUCACUGGCUGCAUACGAAAGAUUUCAAACAACAAGCUUAUGUACGAUCUCAAAGAUCCACUGAAGGUAGUAAAUUCUCCCGAGGGCUGCACAAAAGCGCGCUGUCCGAAUUGUAACAACAAAGGAUACUGCGAGCCGUACUUGAAGAAAGCAAGUGUUUGUGUUUGUGAUGUUGGAUUCUCCGGCACAAAUUGUGCGACAAAGGCGAUUGGAAAUUUCUAUUUAGAAAAUAGCUACUCUCAGUACGAGGACACAUCGUUGACGUCAUCAACAUCACCAUCGUCAUCAUCUUCGUCGUCA
Messenger RNA from Orbicella faveolata, 771 nucleotides. RefSeq names its product protocadherin-like protein. Gene Ontology annotation, cellular component: cell-cell junction; plasma membrane. Gene Ontology annotation, biological process: homophilic cell-cell adhesion. The record is from RefSeq and is a predicted model, not a curated record. Gene Ontology annotation, molecular function: calcium ion binding. Lineage: Eukaryota; Metazoa; Cnidaria; Anthozoa; Scleractinia; Merulinidae.